Molecule: messenger RNA, 1278 nt
Organism: Penicillium canescens
Lineage: Eukaryota; Fungi; Ascomycota; Eurotiomycetes; Eurotiales; Aspergillaceae
Exons: 1
Coding region: 1-1278 (425 amino acids)
Molecular function (GO): gamma-glutamylcyclotransferase activity
Source: RefSeq, a predicted model, not a curated record
AUGAUACGCAACCAACUCCCACCCCAAGCAGACGAAGCAGUGCGCACCUCACGCUGCCGAUUUAGCGCAAUCGCACCCCUAACCCGCCUACGAGCCCUUCUUCCAGGCGCCAUCUCCGGACCCACGGAUCCAAAUUACAAGUCCAAUACCUCCCCCAUCCCCAGUAUACCCAUUGAGCGCCGCCGAGCAUCUAGCAUCGCUGCCUCCCUCGACCAAGAUGAAGGACUCGCAGAGAAGAUCACCGAGCACGGCGUCGGCGUGCCAGAUACAAUCGCCAAGGAAGAAACAGUCCUCUACCUAGCCUACGGCUCAAAUCUAGCAUCCAAGACCUUCCGCGGUGUCCGCGGUAUCAACCCUCUCUCGCAGAUGGGUGUCUUCGUCCCAGAACUGCGACUCACGUUCGAUCUACCGGGUGUACCAUAUGCAGAACCCUGUUUCGCAGGUACACAAUACCGUGACCCAUCUACCCCUCCAACCCACGAUUUCGAUUUCCCAUUGGAGGAUGACGAGACGGACGUUUCGGAUAGUGAAUACUUAUCCGAGAAAGCCGCGCUGAUGAGUCGUACACUGGAAGUCGAGGUUCAUGGCGCGGGAUAUCAUAAGCGGCGGUGGUACAAGCCCCUCGUUGGAGUUGUGUAUGAGGUCACAUUGGCGGAUUAUGCGAAGAUCAUUGCUACCGAGGGAGGUGGGCGUGGAUACCGCGACGGCGUUAUCGACUGUUACCCUUUCCCGGAGGACUAUGAUCCCUCAGACCCAGUCCCCUAUCAGCCGAGUACAACCCCGUUCAAGGCGCGCACACUUCUCUCGCCUGCUGCUGAUGAUGCGCGCUUGAAAAUGCAGUCAUUGAAGAGCCGGGACUCGUCGCUUCUAUCUCAUGGUCCGAAGUUGUCGUGGUGGUAUACGGUGUGUCUGCAUUCCCGGCCUGAUCCUGAUUAUGCGCAGCCAUCCGCUCGGUAUCUUGGGUUGAUUAAGACCGGGGCGGAGGAACAUGAUCUGCCUGAAACGUACCGGGAGUAUCUUGCUCAGAUUCGGACGUAUCGGAUUACGACUACGCGGCAGAAGAUUGGGAAGGGGAUCUUCCUUGCGCUGUGGUUGCCGUGGGUUCUUUUGGCUUUGACUUUGUCGAAGAUCUUUGCGGGUUCUGAUGGUCGGAGUCCGCAAUGGCUUGUUGCUCUGUCUAAUGUUCUCUUUUCGGGAAUGUGGAAGAGCUAUGAUCGUUUCUUUGCUAGAGUCUUUGGGGAUGGUGAACGGACUCUGGAUGAUAUCCCUGCUUGGUGA